AUGGCCACCGAGGUGCUGAAGCUGUCGGAGACGACCCCGUCCUCUGCCAGCAGCUUGAGCAACUGCGCGCCAGUGGCCCCAUCGAACACGUACGCGGAGCUGGAGCCAGAGCCCACAUCGGUGUCGAAGACGGUCGUCACCACCACCCGGGCCAAGUCGGAGCUCAUGGCCAGCGCGUGGCCGAACCUGUCCCCAGGGGCCAUGUCUUCCGCCGUGAGCUUGAGCAGCUGCGCGCCAGUGGCCACAUCGAACACAUACGCGGCGCCGGACAGGUCGUCGUCCCAGGCCCCCACCACCACUCGGGACCCGUCAGAGCUCACGGCCACCGUGCGGCCGGACGUGUAA
Prorocentrum cordatum is the source of this 345-nucleotide messenger RNA. NCBI's taxonomy places the organism in Eukaryota, Dinophyceae, Prorocentrales, Prorocentraceae. The record is from the annotation of a GenBank genome assembly.